UCCGGGCGGGCCGUGUGCCUCCGUCCCCUUCUUUGACCAAGUCACCAAUCAAUUACUUGGUCACCACUCGACUCGCGCACAUAAAUGCAUUGCCAUCGUACCCCAAGCAAGCUCCACCUCAGCUCAUCUCCCACCUCCAACCUCCGCCUCGUCUUCGAAUACCAGUCACUAGCGAAAGAGGGCAAGAUCGAGAGCCGAGGGGUGAAUUCGCUCACCACUCACACACCAUGCCGUCCCACGAGAAGGCCCUCGCCGCGGCGGCGUCGGCCGCGGCGGCCCUCAUGCUGGUGCGCAGCGUGGCGAACGAGCUGCUGCCCGACGAGGUGCGCGACGCGCUGCGCUCCGGCGCCAGCUACCUGCGCUCGCGCGUGUCCUCGCGGCACACCAUCACCGUCGAGAGGAAGCUCGACACCUUCACCCACAACCAUGUCUACGAGGCCAUCCGGACCUACCUCGCGGGGCACGCGAACAUAAGGGCGCAGCAACACCUGUGCGUCAUCUGCAUGGACGAGGACGAGAAGAUGACGGUAGCCCUGGCGGACGGUGAGGAGAUGGCCGACGUGUACGACGGCGCCGAGUUCAGGUGGUGCCACAUCUACCGCAGCGUCCCCACAGGAAACUCCGGCGGUGGCGGUGGCGGCAAUGGCAAGCAGCUCGAGGCCCACUCCUUUGAGGUGACCUUCCACAAGAAGCACAAGGAGAAAGCCCUCAAAGAGUACCUCCCGUUCAUCGUGGCCACGGCCAAGGCCAUGAGGCAACAAGAGAGAGCCCUCCAGAUACACAUGAACGAGGGCUCGGACGUCUGGUCUCCGAUGGACCUCCACCACCCAUCGACCUUCGACACGCUUGCCAUGGACCCCAAGCUGAAGCAGUCCAUCGUCGAUGACCUGAACAGGUUCAUCAAGAGAAAGGAUUACUAUAAGAGAAUCGGCAAGGCAUGGAAGCGGGGUUACCUGCUCUACGGCCCACCUGGGACCGGCAAGUCCAGCCUGAUCGCGGCCAUGGCCAAUCAUCUCAGGUUUGACAUCUAUGAUCUCGAGCUGACCGCAGUCCAGAGCAACUCGGACCUCAGGAUGCUCCUUGUCGGCAUUAGCAGCCGAUCGAUUCUUGUGGUUGAGGAUAUCGACUGCACCAUCAAACUGCAGCAGCGGGAGGGAGGCGAGGAGGAUACCAAUUCAGAUUCUUCAGACCCAGAAAAGGGAAGAGACAAGGUGACACUUUCUGGACUGCUCAACUUUGUUGAUGGGCUGUGGUCAGCGGCCGGGGAGGAGAGGAUCAUCGUCUUCACGACCAAUUACAAGGAGCGGCUUGACCCGGCGCUGCUGCGGCCUGGCAGGAUGGACAUGCACAUCUACAUGGGCUAUUGCACACCCGAGUCGUUCCGGAUCCUUGGCAAAAACUACCACUUGAUCGACUACCAUGCCAUGUAUCCGGAGAUAGAGAAGCUGAUCGAGGAGGUGAUGGUGACCCCUGCAGAGGUUGCUGAGGUUCUGAUGAGGAAUGACGACGCUGAUGUCGCGCUCCAUGAUCUUGUCGAUGUUCUGAAGUCAAAAUUGAAUGAUGCCAGUGUGAAGACCGAACACGUCAGUGCAAAUAACCAGGAGGAUGACGGAGACGAUGUCUAAAAUAGGAAACCACUAGCUCAAUUUCUGUAAGAAACAGAAGAUGGGAAUUAGAAGUGGGUGUCGACACUAACAAUGACCAACGGCAAUUAUGUUACUUUUUGAAAGAGAAACAAUGGGAAAUAUGUGAUUGUUCGAGUAUUAAAAACAUUGUGCUUUCGGAGCGAUAAAAGGCACUGGUUCCUAA
Messenger RNA from Panicum virgatum (switchgrass), 1809 nucleotides. Its product is annotated as AAA-ATPase At3g50940-like. Gene Ontology annotation, molecular function: ATP hydrolysis activity; ATP binding. The record is from RefSeq and is a predicted model, not a curated record. Lineage: Eukaryota; Viridiplantae; Streptophyta; Magnoliopsida; Poales; Poaceae. The transcript has 2 exons. Bases 228 to 1625 code for a protein of 465 amino acids.